AUGAUACAGUUACCAUCUCUUUACUUCCAUCUUUUUUUAAUCUCAGAAUCUUGUCCAGGGAGCUGGGUCAUCUCAUCAGGACUUCCUGAUUCCGCCCCCCACCCCUCUCCCCCACCUUACAACACCGUUUUGCAACCUCCCCCUCCCCCUCCUCAGGAUGCCCCCGUCCCGGGAUACAGUGAUUCCUUUGCUACGGUUGUGCAUUCGGGAACAGCCACUUUGCCCCGGCUUGGAGGGGCUGCUACUCUCCCCAGGCCACCCCCCACGUCAGCCACCCUCCCACGCCCACCCCGCCACCAUUCUGCCACCCUACCGCGCCUCCCCCCUGACCCCUACAUGCAGGAAACUCAGUUCAACGGAGCUGCCCAGGGCUAUGUAGUGCAGACACAUCCGCCUGUCGGGACCCUUCCCAUCGGAGGAUACAUGCACCCAGGGUAUCCAGUUCAACUACAGCCUUGCACGGCAUAUGUGCCAGUCUACCCUGUAGGAGCGCCUUACCCUCAGGGCAACCCACCUCCACCACCAGCUCUCUCCCCGACACAGAUGACGCCUGGCAUCGCCAUCUUGGAACCCCGGCGCCCACCGCACGAUUACCUUCCCAUCGCCGUCCUCACCACCAUCUGCUGCUUCUGGCCCACAGGCAUCAUUGCUAUCAUCAAGGCUGUGCAGGUGCGGACUGCAGUUGCCCGCGGCGACAUCGUAUCUGCCGAAAUUGCCUCCCGGGAGGCCCGCAACUUCUCCUUCAUCAGCCUGGCGGUGGGCAUCGCCGCCAUGGUCCUGUGCACCAUCCUUACCGUGGUGAUCAUCAUCGCCGCUCAGCAUCAUGACAACGACUGGGACCCCUAGCGACUAAGCGCCUCUCUUCGGCCUACUCCUGCACCCUGGCAACUGGUCACAACCGCCCUGGCAAUAGCCACUCCCAACCACACACACACCCAGGGGAUGGUCCUUGGCAACUACCUCCCCUCCUUCUCCCCUGUCUUCUCCCUUGCCGACGACACUCGGAAUGCUUGGCAACCCUUCUCCGCCCACUCCCAUCGUCCUUGGCUGUUGUUGGCCUUGCUAGCCGUACCGACUCAGCAAAAUGACUUCCAGGUGACGCCAUUCAGACGUGCUCCAUAAGCUAAGGCUCCUAGCGAAAUUGCUUGUCCUCCGCCCGUUCCUUUCCCAGAAUACGUUGCUUGCUUCCUUCCUUCCUGAGGAGUAGGCUUCGCCUUCUGUGACCAAGAAAUAACCAUCUUCCUCCCGCUGUGUUUGCAUGCCUAGUGCUGCCCUUGUGUGGACCGGGACGCCAGUGCAGUCCUGGUUAAAGCCCUGUCUCUUGUGCCCCCAUCGUUCUUUCCAUCGGCUACUUCCCUCCCUCCAUUUUUUGCAAUAGCUAGAGGCACCCAGUAUUUGGAGAGCCCGAUUGGCUGUCUUUAUCCCGUUUUAUCUGAGGUGAGAAAGGAAACUGUUUCUUUCAAGCCAAGGGAAACAAACCACCAUCUGUAAUUAGGGAGGGCAUAUAUUUUCAUACGCUGUUUAGAGAUGUUGCAUGCAAGCUAUAAUCCACAGCCUGUUGUUUUUUUUUUAAGUUCUAUUUUUCAGGGCUUAAGCAUCAUUCUUUUUAUACCUUUCAUUUUGCACCGCCAUUCUAACAUUUCUUCCUUGGAGAAGACUGUGAACGUUAUUAUUUUUUUUAAAAAAAAAAACCUCUGUACUUGUUUGAUUUCUUCCCAUCUGGCUCCAAGCUCUUCAAUCCAUGUUUUGACAUUAUCUUAAUAUCUUCUUAACAAGAGGGGCUUAGAGAAUUUUGUUGCCUUUCGGUGACUUCUACUCAAUGAGCCAACUCUUUGGCUACUGGCUGAUAUCCAGGGUCAAUGAGGCAAGGCAUAUUACAGUAAACUUCCAACCAUGAAAGAAAGCAAGUUGGGUCAAAGGGCGUAAGAAGAACUGCUAGGCAAUUCCUGGAUAGUAUCAAUGCUUCGAUAGCAGCCAGCAUAAUAGUGUCAGAAAACAUAGCAAGAUCUAGCCAAUUGAGAAGACAGAAGGGGUGAGGAGAUGAAAAGUAACAGGAGGAGGAACGAUGGAACAAAAAGAUCCAAGUGUCCGUCAAUGGGGGAGGGGUCCAAUUCCAGGACCAGGUAAGGUCCAACCUAG
This is a messenger RNA of Pseudonaja textilis, 2139 nucleotides long. The record is from RefSeq and is a predicted model, not a curated record. Lineage: Eukaryota; Metazoa; Chordata; Lepidosauria; Squamata; Elapidae.